AUGGCCGUCAGCAACAUUGUGUGCGAGUGGCUGCGGGCCCUCGGGCUGGGCCAGUACGCCGAGAGCUUCCUCGACAAUGGCUACGACGAUCUGGAGAUCUGCAAGCAGGUCGGCGAUCCGGACCUGGACGCGAUCGGCGUCCAGAACCCGGCGCACCGCAGCAAGCUGCUCAAGAGCGUGCGGCUGCUGCGCGAGAAGGGCGCCGCCAGCGUGUACUUCCAGCUGAACGACCCGAAGUCGCUGCUGUCGGACAACAGUGACAGCCUGGAGCGGGACAGUUCGCCGCUGAUGCUGAGCGAGCUGGAGGCGCUGCUGCAGGAUCAGCUGAAGGCCGACGGCGUCUGCCUGACGGCGCAUCCCUACUCGACACCGGAUGCCGGCCGAGGACAUCUGGAGGGGCUGGCGUCGGUGUACUGCGAGCUGCUGAUGGCCCCGUUCGGUGAGGUCCUUGCGGCACUGGAGGAAGCACGCCAGCGGGCCUGGUCGGAACGGAGCCCCCACAGCUCGUCCGGUGGCGGCGGUGGUGGGCUUAUCCGCGGCCACCGGGGAAGCUCCUGCCACGGAGGCCUACCCAACAGUCACAGCCAGCCGAUCUACGUGCCCGGCAAGUACUCGCCCUCCAGCUGUUUGUCCGACAAGGAGGAGGACGAAAUUUAUGGAUUCGGCUACGGAGUGUUCGCUCCCAGGGUGGCCCGAACGACCCUCCAAUCACAUCAACAGCUACAGCAGCAGCAACAACAGCAGCAGCAGCAGCAACAGCCACAGCAGCUCCAUCCACAGCAACAGCAGCCCCAACAAUCAACAAAUUCCACCAACGUACCUGCCAACAGUGCGGCAGCACAGCCAAGCUGUCUCAGCCCACGUUCAGCAUACUUCUACGAAUUUCCACCAACGGACGGUCGGGAGACGAGCAAAAAGCGGACAACCCUGGCGAGGCUCCUGAGAGGAUUAAAGACUGUUAAUAGGCGUGAUAGAUCGAAUCAAAAUACCAGCGGCGGCACUGCGACCCAGUCCAGGUCACAAAACGAAAGACUGAGACAGUUUCAAAUGAAUGGCGGUGGACCGCAGCCAAGUUUCGAGGAAACCAUUCAGAGGCUAAAAAUACAGGAAGCGCUGCGGAAGAAGGAAAAAUUUCAACGCGAACACGAAGAGAUACUUCGAGACAUACGGCAGGGUCUGCUACAGCUCAGCAGGGACUCUCGAGACGACACGUACAUGUACGACGAUGCGGUCACCGGAGUGCUGCGUAUGCCGCACCAGGGCCACUGGUACGACGAGCCACCGUACGAGAGCGAUCCGGACGACUUUCUGAUGUCGGGCAUGCGGCAGAUCGGUGCCGGGUACGCCGGCGACGGUGGCGGAGGACCUAGUGCAACGAUACAGGGUGGUCGCGUAUGCUACAGUUCAAAUGGGCGCGAAGGCCAGAGUGUGAUAUCGUUGCGGUCCGCGGGUGAUAUUUCGAUACCGCAGCGAGGUCCGCGCCGAGGACUGAUCGUACCGCAGCAACCACCUAACCCACCGACCAUCAUCCCGCUGAAGCACGCCCGAUCGCACGAUCGGGAAAGUGGCGAUUAUGCCGGCUCGAUAUCGGAUCUGCAUAGCGUUACCUCCCGGUUGAGUCAGGUGUCGAUUGGGACGAAUAAUUGCACCGCCCGCUAUCGAACGCUCAGUGCCGGUCUGGGCGACGAGUCGCCCUCACCGUCCCCGACGCCAUCGUCCGAGUACGACGACAUCCUGCAGGCGAACGCACUGCAGCUACAGAAGCAUCUGCACCAUCAGCAGCAGCUGAAGCUGGGCGACGCACAGUCGUCGGCCGGCGGCGGUGUGGGGCCGUCCGGACACGGCAGUGCGACAUCCGCCGUGGCGUCCGGUAGCAUGGCGGGACACGCAUCCGGCGCCAUGCUGCUGGCGGCGAGCGGAACCCUAAGUGGUAAUGGCGUCGGUGGUAGCAUGACACUUGCAUCCGGCGGCGCAUCCGGCGGCAAUCUGCCAGCGAGCCUCGUCAACGCAGCAGGAGGAGCGGGCAGCUUCCCGACGGACAUAAGCAGUGGUACUACGAGCACGAGCAACACCACCAACAGUAGCAGCAGCGCCAGCAGCAACAACAGCACCAGUACAAAGAACACAGUCAACAAUCUCAAAAGCCUGAAGGCUGCCAAAAAUCGAAACAAUCUCACAUCGUCGCUGACGGCGGCCUCGGCCGUCGGCGCUGCGACCUCGCACAACAGUAAAAAUUUUAGCAUAAGCCAACAAAUAGCUUUAGUACAUCACCCAAACGACGCUCGUACAUCACCAAAGGAUCACCUGCUGUACGGUGGCAAGGACCGUAGCAAUCGUGACUACAGUAACUGUUUAGAUAGCAUCAGUGAUCAAACUUUCCAACAUUCGGCCAGUUCGGUCGAAAGCCUACCGAGCGCUUCCGGUUCGAGCACACAGGCCCUGGUGCGUCCCGGCAGUCCGCACAGUUCCCUGUCGGCCGAAGAUCGCGCCACGAUGAUACCGAUCUGCAGGGCGAUCGCCCUCGUAGAUAGCUGUCCCAGCCCGUUCGAUAAGGAGGCUCUUAGGUUCAAGAAAGGCGACAUCAUAGACGUGCUCUCGAUGAACGCAUCGGGCGUUUGGCGGGGCUACGCCAAUGGGCGCUUGGGACACUUUAAGUUUAUCAGCGUGGAGGUGUUGCCGGAUCUACCGACGACCGCGAUGAAAGGUUACGGGGGCAAGCUAGUCAGCCGGCACCGUUUGCCUACCAGCUGCCCGACGAGCGUAGAAGAGCUGCUGCUGCGGAUAGGUCUGAAGGAGUACACGUCGGUGUUUGUGCUUAAUGGGUACGAAGAUCUGGAGCUGUUCAAAGAGCUGGAGCCAUCCGAUCUGGACUAUCUGGGCAUCGGUAACACCGAGCAUCGGGCGAAGAUUUUAGCAGCCGUGCAACUGCUACACGAUCUUGAUUCAACAUCGGAUGGAGAUGUGGCCGGUUCGAGCUCGGAGAACGACGAAGGACUCCGCCUGAAUCACGUCAACAGCUGCACAGGCGCUGGAGUCGGAAUGGGAGGCAGCAGCGGCGGUAGUACGGCGACGUCAACGACGACGAGAGGCGGUGACCACCAAACGUCUCCGUUUGGCCGGCGGCAUUUUCCCCGCGAUUCCGGCUGCUACGAGGGCUCCCCCGUACCGUCGGCGCAGGGUUCGCACAACAAUCCCCAGCAUCACUAUCUGCUGCACCAGCAUCAGUCACAGCAGCAGCAGCACAACAAUGGCCACGGUUUGGGUCCGGGGCAGCAACAGGGUAUGGGACCACUGAUGGCACAUCCACACCACCACCAUCACCAUCAUUCCCACUCCGACAACGACACGAACAAUCUCGACUCGGUGGUGGCCCAGUGUUCGAACGAGAUCCUGAAGCGCGUGGAAUCGGCUCGUCGGUUCAACGGUUCCAUCACUACCGGUUCGUCGAAAACGAUGAAUACCCGCGGUGUGGCGAAGAAGGGUGGCCUGCUCGGGGGUGGCAGUGAUGGCGGCAGCAGUGGGGCGAUGGUCAUGAUGGGCGGCGGCAGCGUGACUGGUGGCAGUAGCGGUGGAGCGCUUAGCGAAAAGUCCAGCGACUCCGGCGUUAGCAGCAGCAGCCUUUCGUCCGGCCCCGUUAAGGGCAGUGGUGGGCUCUAA
Molecule: messenger RNA, 3657 nt
Organism: Anopheles bellator
Lineage: Eukaryota; Metazoa; Arthropoda; Insecta; Diptera; Culicidae
Gene: SKIP
Exons: 18
Coding region: 1-3657 (1218 amino acids)
Molecular function (GO): protein binding
Source: RefSeq, a predicted model, not a curated record